Molecule: messenger RNA, 5583 nt
Organism: Menidia menidia (Atlantic silverside)
Lineage: Eukaryota; Metazoa; Chordata; Actinopteri; Atheriniformes; Atherinopsidae
Source: the annotation of a GenBank genome assembly
CUCACCGGAAGUCUUGCCUCCAGUGCUCCAGUGCGAAAAACUUGACAAUACCGAAAGAAAAAAAAAAAGAAAAAGAAAAAUCUCAGACGCUGGGCUGUUAUAAUUCAUCGCUGGGAUUUUCUGCGUUCUUCUCCCCUCAUCUCCACUUGUCUCUCUGGCAUUUCUCUCUCUUCCAUGUUUUUAUUUUCGCGCUCUCCGUGAGAGCCUGAACGUGCGCGAGCUUCUGUUUAAUUGAAGCAAUUGACAGCCACAACCAUUCGAAGGGUAAUAACGAUAGCGACCAAUGAAGACGAAAUUUGGCACUAAACACGGCCCAGUGAAAUGGAGUCAAGGAAGCCUGGAAUUCAAAAAGCUACAAUGAUGCAAUCAGAAGAAGUCUUACCACCACAAAGUUAAAUGAUCUGAUAUUUGAUCAAUGUGCACUGCUCUAAUUUUCUAUAAAGUUUGGAAUACAAAUGCAUGUUGGCAAAGUUGAAUGGAAAUGCAGGAAAUGGACAGUAUUUGGAUCAUGACGAGGAGUGAAGAUACUCAGUCUGCCGAUGUGACACAGCAUCAAAGGACAAUAUUGGACACAGUGACCACGGGUCCAGUGAUGUAAGAAUACAUUUCUGGCGCACAGGACAGUCAGCACUCUGUUUUGACUCAUGCCACACGUGUGGGCUCUCAGGGGAAAACGGUGGUUAUUCGUCAUUGGAGAAACCAGCAGACACCAAACACUCGAAUGUUGUCUUGAGAUUUGAUUUUUUAAAAGCAGCACAACAAAGCGCUUUUCAGUUUUUUUUCCAGGACGCCGAGGUUUAACCAUGCCCCGGAAUCGCGCUUUUUCAGAGCCGGAGUACUCCGCCGAGUACUCGGCAGACUGCUCGGUUACGCUACCUUCUGAUCCAGGGCAAGCAGUGGGACGAACUCAUGAGGUCACAGUGAGAAACUCAGGAUGCUGCCUUUGCCUUCCACGGUUUAUGCGCCUUACCUUUGCCCCCGAGUCUCUGGAGAACCUCUACCAGACCUACGUCAGACGGCAGAGGCAUGAAACCCUGCUGGUGCUUGUUGUUUUCGCCGCCCUUUUCAACAGCUACAUUAUUGUUAUGUGUACUUUGGUCUACACCACUGACAAGCUGGCUUCUGUUUUAGUGGCAUCAGUGGGCUUGGUGGGGGAUAUUGUCCUUUACCUGCUGUGCCGCUUCGGGCUUCUUCCAGACCGCAUCUCCAGACGGGUGGUGCCCUACGCGCUCUGGGUCCUCAUAGCAGCUCAGAUAUUCUGCUACCUGGGCCUGAACUACUCUCGCUUCCAUCAGGCCAGUGACACAGUGGGUUGGCAGGCCUUCUUCAGCUUUUCGUUUUUCCUGACUCUGCCCUUGAGGCUGACUCCUAUUGUUCUCAUCACCACGGUUUCCUGUGGGGUUCACACUCUGGCUCUGGGGGUCACCAUCGCCCAACAUCAGCAAGAGGACAUUCGAGGGGCAGCCCUUACAAGACAGCUCCUGGCCAAUAUUAUAAUCUACGUUUGUGCCAUCACUGUGGGUGUCAUGUCGUACUACAUGGCAGAUCGGAAGCAUCGGAAAGCCUUUCUGGAAGCAAGACAGUCAUUGGAGGUUAAACUUAACCUGGAGGAGCAGAGCCAGCAACAGGAGCGUCUUCUGCUCUCCAUUCUUCCAAAACACAUAGCAGAUGAGAUGCUUCAGGAUAUGAAGAAGGAGCCCAGUCAAAAGGAGAUGCAGCAGUUCAACACGAUGUACAUGUACAGGCAUGAAAAUGUCAGCAUUUUGUUUGCAGAUAUUGUGGGCUUCACCCAGCUGUCGUCGUCUUGCAGUGCCCAGGAGCUGGUCAAACUGCUCAAUGAACUCUUUGCUCGUUUUGACAAGUUGGCUGCAAAAUAUCACCAGUUGAGGAUCAAGAUCUUGGGAGACUGCUACUACUGUAUCUGUGGGCUUCCGGAUUAUAGGGAGGACCAUGCUGCCUGUUCCAUAAUGAUGGGCCUGGCUAUGGUGGAGGCUAUUUCGUAUGUCAGGGAGAAAACGCAGACUGAUGUAGACAUGAGGGUUGGCGUCCAUAGUGGCACAGUGCUGGGAGGAGUGUUGGGCCAGAAACGCUGGCAGUAUGAUGUUUGGUCCACAGAUGUCACUGUGGCAAACAAAAUGGAGGCUGGAGGCAUUCCAGGUCGUGUUCACAUCUCACAGAGCACUAUAGAAUGUCUUCAUGGCGAGUUUGAUGUAGAGCCAGGGAAUGGAGGGGACCGCUGUGACUACUUAAGGGAGAGAGGCAUUGAGACCUUCCUUGUGGUUGUUCCUAAAGGACCUCUUGGAAAGAAUGGCAUCAGUGAUGUGAAGCUGUCUGUAACCUCUUCCAAUGGAAACUCUCCACAAUUAAUCAACACAAAAGAGUAUAACGGCAGCGUUGAUACAGCUUGUACCACUCCAGAGGAACCAGAAGAAUUGGACACGAGGGUGGUAAAUCCCUCUUUCCCGAAUCCCCGGAGAAGGUUACGUCUGCGGGACCUGGCUGAAAGAGUGAUCGAUGCUCAGGAGAAUGAACAGGAACUCAACAAACUUCUUAAUGAGGCUCUGCUGGAGAGGGAAACAGUUCAAGCUCUGAAGGGAAAACACACCAACAAGCUCUCCUUGAGGUUUGUGGACCAAGACCUGGAAACUCGCUACUCUGUGGAGAAGGAAAAGCAAAGUGGAGCUGCCUUUUGCUGCUCCUGUGUUGUUCUACUCUUUACUGCUGUGAUGGAAAUGCUAAUAGACCCCUGGCUGCUUGCCAACUACAUCACCUUUGCAGUGGGAGAAGUACUGUUGCUCAUCCUGACAAUCUGUUCUCUGGCUGCCAUCUUUCCUCGAGUGUUUCCCAAGAAGCUGGUGAAAUUCUCCACGUGGAUUGACCACACCCGCUGGGCUCGAAACACCUGGGCCAUGACAGCCAUUUUCAUCCUCAUCAUGGCCGAUAUCAUUGACAUGUUAAGCUGUCUGCCCCGAGUCCCAGAUUCAGGCAGCACAACAGUGGCUCCCUCCUCUUCUUUCUCUACGCGCUCGAGCCUUGAAGGCUGCUUUAACAACCCCAAAUAUUACACUUAUACUGCUGUGCUUGCACUGAUGGCCACCACUAUGCUGGUUCAAGUCAGUCACAUGGUCAAGCUCACACUGAUGCUGCUCAUAACAGUGACAACUGGCAUUAUAAACAUCUACAGCUGGACGGACAUCUUUGACCACUAUGACAAGGUCCGCUUCAAAGACUACAGUUCAUACCUGGUUCCCUCCAAGUUCACAAUGACAGUUAUGAUUUUCAUCAUGAUGGCAAGCUUCUAUUAUUUCUCCAGACAUGUGGAGAAACUCGCCCGUACUCUUUUCCUGUGGAAGAUUGAGGUCCAUGAGCAAAAAGAAAAAGUAUAUGAGAUGAGACGUUGGAAUGAAGCACUCGUUACCAAUAUGCUGCCUGAACAUGUAGCUCGACACUUCCUGGGCUCCAAAAAAAGAGAUGAGGAGUUGUACAGCCAGUCCUAUGAUGAAAUUGGAGUCAUGUUUGCAUCAAUCCCUAACUUCUCUGACUUUUACACAGAGGAAAGCAUCAAUAAUGGUGGUAUCGAAUGCUUACGCUUUCUCAACGAGAUCAUCUCAGAUUUCGACAGUCUUCUGGAUGAGCCACAGUUUCGCUUCAUCACAAAGAUCAAGACCAUUGGCAGCACCUAUAUGGCAGCGUCAGGUGUCACCCCAAACGUCAGCAAUGGCUACACAGGCAGGAAGAAGGAAGAGCAGACCGACACAGAACGUUGGCAGCACUUGGCUGACCUGGCAGAUUUUGCUCUGGCUAUGAAGGUCACACUCAUGAACAUCAACUACCAGUCUUUCAAUAACUUCAUGCUACGUAUAGGUCUGAAUAAGGGGGCUGUGUUAGCGGGAGUAAUUGGUGCACGCAAACCCCACUAUGACAUCUGGGGCAACACUGUUAACGUGGCCAGCCGCAUGGAGUCCACAGGGGUGAUGGGAAACAUCCAGGUGGUGGAGGACUGCUACAACAUCCUAAAGGAGUACGGCUUCCGAUUUGUAAGGAGAGGUCCUAUUUUUGUGAAAGGAAAAGGGGAGCUGCUUACUUUUUUCCUUAAAGGAAGAGACAAACAAGGGUCAUUUGUCAACAGUACCUCUAUAACUUUACCACACCAAGUGGUGGACAAUUGAGCAUGGCUCGAAACACAUGUAUCUACAUAUGUACAUUUUCAACAUCAUUUGUGUCUACAGUAUGAUGAAUGUCAAAACAGGCCAUUUUUUGAGUGAGAGGAUAUUCGGUGAAGGAAAAUAAAACUUCAACAAAAAGUUCAAAACAAAUUCAAAAUCGAUUUUUUUUUUCUUGCUUUUUAUAAAAAUAAUAAUUCAUUUAAAAAAUGAAUAUAAUACAUGUAUUCAAGUGAAAUUUAAUUUUUGAUUUUAAGGGAGAGGUUUUUGUUUUAUUUUUUUUAAAUAGACAAACUUUUGUGAGGUGAAAAUGAAAUGUAAAUGACAUCAUCUGGUCAGAAUACCGCGGACUGUAUCCAUCACUUCCUUUAGACAUGAUUUCAGAUUGUGUUAGGGUCUGAAAUUAACCUUUUGCUCUUCUCUGUUUUACAGAGUCUGCCUCAGUAACCCUGUAACAGUGUUGUGCAGGUUCACAUUUUACUAGAAAUAUGUAAGAGUGUAGUUCACAAAUUAAAAUAAACUAGAGACUGCUCUUGAGAACUUUAAAAAAAUGAACAAUGCAUCUUUGAUUUAGUCUGUUUCAUUAGUAACCACCAGAGAUGCAUAGACAAUAUGACCAGCAAAAUCUUCACAAUAAUUGCCUGAUAUUUUAUUUAUUUGUCCUACAUUCCGUUAUUUAUCCAACCACUGUGUGUCCUGUGUUUAUCAAAGGUCAGUCUACUUAGAUAACAGGUUUAGGAGGGAAACCCAGGUUCCUCUGGCUUUGGCAAGCCAACCAGAUACUCUCUUUCAUGAAGGCCUUUUUGCUCCACUGAUCCACAACCUGGACAAAAUGGCCAGCACCAUGUGAAUCUAUGGUUUGAGAAUCCGUUGGUUCCUCUUCUCCAACACACUUGAGUAAACUUGUCCAACGAUUCUGAUUAGUGUGAUCCCCAGUUUCCUGCUCCAUGCAACAUUGAGGAAGUGUGGUAGCCAAGAUAUCCCUUCUAUGUAAAUCUCACCUACCCAUGGCUCCCUGUAAGAUUUUUAAACAAACCACCUAUUUCUCCGUGGGCAAUAGAUAAUUCUUCCCCCGAGUACAAAGACUGCCUCGUCAAUGGAGGACAUAAUGGCCAAAUUGAGGAGAUCCUCAAAGUGCUUUUGGCACUGAGUUUGCAUGUCCCAUAUCUCCCUGAUGAAUGUGAAAAAGUAUCCUUGAGUUGGGAGCUGAAUGGCUGACAGACAUUCCAAGUUCAUUCUCACUAUUGCCAUGGGAUUUCUAAUUCACAACCGGUGGUGAUUGUUUUUGUUUUUUGGUUAUUGUUUUGUUUAUUUCUAUAUUUUAGUCUCGUCCUGUUCAGCAUUAUUGCAGCAAAAUUGUAAUAUGAGUACCGCAUUAUGCUGAACACAUUUACUUUGCCAAGGUAAGCUUUAUGGAUAA